Messenger RNA from Ornithorhynchus anatinus (platypus), 1432 nucleotides. Its product is annotated as interleukin-8-like. Lineage: Eukaryota; Metazoa; Chordata; Mammalia; Monotremata; Ornithorhynchidae. The transcript has 4 exons. The record is from RefSeq and is a predicted model, not a curated record. Bases 123 to 431 code for a protein of 102 amino acids. Gene Ontology annotation, cellular component: extracellular region. Gene Ontology annotation, biological process: cellular response to lipopolysaccharide; inflammatory response; chemokine-mediated signaling pathway. Gene Ontology annotation, molecular function: CXCR chemokine receptor binding; chemokine activity.
ACAAGCACACCGGGGCUCGUUCGGUGUAUAAAAGGACCCACGGGAGCACUGCAGCUUACAGAAACCCUCCAAGACAAAUCAGCUCCCACAACCUCCUGACAGAGCCACAGACCAGAAGAACCAUGACUGGAAAGUUUGUCUUUGCCCUCCUGGCUGUCAUGAUCCUGACUGCCACAGUCUCAGAAGCUGCCUCUAUUAGUAAGGCGAACAUCCAACUACGAUGCAGGUGCAUCAGCACGCACCCCAAACGCAUCGCUCGCAAGCACAUCAAAUCCGUGGAAGUGAUCUUCAAGGGACCGCACUGCUCAUUAGACGAAGUCAUAGUGACGCUCCAGGACAACAAGGAAGUCUGCCUGGACACCACCAAGGACUGGGUACAGGAGCUUAUCGAGAAGUAUAAGAAAAUAAUCGAGAAGAAUAACCAGAUGUAAGGAAAAGCAGAAUUCCCUCCGGAUUCCCUCUAAGAACAACUCAUUUGAAAAUACCAAGAAAUCUUCUAAGACCUCUUUUCGAAAGCCUUGGCGAGAACACUGGGAUGUGAAUCUAGAGAGCUGGGUUCCAGUUUUCAUUUUGCCACUCUUCACUCUCUCUGUGUCCUUGAGAAAGUUCCUUAACUUCUCUGGGCCUCUACUUGUCCACUUGCAAUUUGGGAAAAAUGAUCCCUCCUUCUUUUCCCUCCCUCCCUCCAAGGGCUGACUUGAGAGCUGAUUAGCUCAGUGCUUAGAAAGGUGCUUGGCACAUACUAAGCAAUUAAAAACUACAAUAAUAAUGAUGAUGAUAAUAAUAAUGUUAUUGAGAAUAAAUUAGGCGAGGGACAGGAGAGCACCCUGAGUUUAGGGGGAAGAAAUGCUCCAAGAUAGCAAUGUUGUUUUCAUAUGUAACUUAUUUGCGUACACAAUAUUUAUAUAUUUAUUUAAUUUUGUGCUCUGAGUAAAUGAGUCAUCAUUAGAGCUGUGGAAAAGGUGUGUCAAGAAUGAAGAGGCAAUCCUCGAGGUUCCUCUUCAGGCUUCUUGACCGCUGUCCCCAUCAUAUUUUUCUACAAGCUCAGGUCGAUGGAUUGCCACACAGUACUCAGACCAUCAUCCUCUGUCCCACUGACCGCAGUUUACACCGUUCUCUGACUGAGGAGGUGAAAUUAUGAUGUCAGAUAUACUGUGUUGGAGUGAUUUUAUUUAAACAGUUGUAUUUAUUUAAAUGGUUAGGCACCAUGGUGUUUUAUUUAUUUAAGUUAUUUUGAAUGAAUCUGGUUACAUACCAGAGAAAGAAAAACUAUUUUAACAACUGAAACAUGUUGCGAUGUUUUUGAAACAUUGGUUCUGGGGAAUGUAUUUUUGUGUCAUCUGUUUGCCUUUCAUUGUAAACUUCUGACUUCUGUAAGAUUUUCUUUGAAGUUAUUUGGACAAUAAAGAGUAACUGUUUUUUUACAAACCAA